GCAUAACUAGCCGGAUUUAAAUGUUCAGUGUAAGAUCAUUCACACUUAUAGAUAUAUAGGUACAACAACAAUAAUUGUUAAAAUUGAAGAACAAACAUCCCCAAUUGCAAUGAACGUUAUUAAAUCAACAGCUUAUAACAUUGACUGGUAAGAGCUCGUCCCAUCAGAAACAGCUAUAAGAAUACUUCGACUUGAAUUUCAAACAGAACUGAAAAUGGUUGAAAAUAUCCCUAGUUUAGAGGAGAUGAUCCAAUCUGCGACUGAAUUAUUCAGGAAAACUUAUAAGGUUGAACCUAGCGUUAUAGUACAGGCGCCUGGCAGGGUGAACCUAAUAGGUGAACAUAUAGACUAUAAUGAUGGCUUUGUAUUGCCAAUGGCGCUUCCACUUAGAACAGUUCUCGUUGGAAAACCCAUUUGUGGUUUCGAAGCAUCUAUGGUUUCUAUGGCCAGUGAAGCGGAUAGUGGAACUCACCCUUACAAUUUCAACAUUUCAAAAGAAGCCCUACAGGUCAGUGAACCGAAAUGGGCAAAUUACGUGAAAGGCGUCUUAGCCAACUACAAGGGAGGCUCCUUUCCCGCCUUCCAAGUGGCCAUUGUGAACAGUGUCCCAAUCGGUGGCGGACUUUCUAGCAGUGCAUCUCUUGAAGUUGCAACUUACCUGUUCUUAGAUGCAAUUUCAGGGGAAAAAAUCAAAGUUUCUAAGGUAGAAAAGGCUCUGGCUUGCCAGAAAGCUGAACACGACUUCGCUGGAAUGCCUUGCGGUAUCAUGGAUCAAUUUAUUUCGUUGCUAGCUGAGGAUUCAAAUGCCCUCCUGAUAGACUGCAGGGAUAUGACCUAUUUUUCAGUCCCGUUCGACGACCCUAACAUUGUUAUUUUAAUUACAAAUUCGAACGUGAAGCAUUCUCUCUCUGGAAGCGAAUACCCAACCAGAAGAAGGCAAUGCCAAGAAGCCGCCACAUUAUUAGGAAAAAGAAGUUUACGAGAAUGCACCAUCGAGGACGUCAAAAAAUUAUCGGCCUUAGGCGCCUCUGAAGAACAUAUCAAAAGAGCAAGACAUGGCGUGUCCGAAAUAAUACGUACCGAGCAAGCUGCCAAGUUGUUCGCUGAGAGAAGAUACGAAGAGGUCGGGAAAUUGAUGGUGGAGAGUCACAAUUCGCUUAGGGAUGAUUAUGACGUCUCUUGUCCCGAACUGAAUCAGUUAGUGGAGUUGGCCAUGAAGGUAGAGGGAGUUAUGGGCGCUAGAAUGACGGGAGGAGGAUUUGGAGGGUGUACGGUGACAAUGGUGAAAGCUUUUGCUGUGGAUAAGGUCAUAGAAAUGAUCAAAACGAAUUAUCACCUAAAUCCAAAAUUUUUCAUUUGCAAACCAAGUCAAGGUGCUAGUAUAAUAAAAGCAAUUAUUUGAAUAUUACCAAAAGAUUAUUAGAAGAAAAUAAUUGGAACACAAUAUUCAAAUAUCACGAAGAUUUCCAGAUGGCCCCCCCAACAAUUAAGACCCCAAAGAAAAAACUGUGUUUCAACUGGACAUAUAAUAUCAGAUUUAUUUUCAUGAUAGUUUUCAAGUACAAUGAGAGCGAUUUAUCAAAAAUAUUAAAAUAAAUAAAAUAAAAUUUGAAUUAUCAAACUCA
Messenger RNA from Coccinella septempunctata (seven-spotted ladybird), 1625 nucleotides. Its product is annotated as galactokinase-like. The transcript is spliced from 8 exons. Gene Ontology annotation, molecular function: ATP binding; galactokinase activity. Gene Ontology annotation, cellular component: cytosol; cytoplasm. The record is from RefSeq and is a predicted model, not a curated record. The coding region runs from base 215 to 1402 and encodes 395 amino acids. Lineage: Eukaryota; Metazoa; Arthropoda; Insecta; Coleoptera; Coccinellidae. Gene Ontology annotation, biological process: galactose metabolic process; carbohydrate phosphorylation.